AUGUCCUUCCAGAGCCUGGGUCUGCCAUGGAGUCUUCCUCGCCAGGUCACUGUGAAGAUGAAACAACGCCUGCCUGUAGCAGCGCCCUCUCCCAGCUCAAUCCAUGUUAGAGAAAGCAACAGGCUGGAGGAAAACAUUGCCGAAAAGGCCAGGGAGCUCCGGGAAGUUCUUAAGAAUCCAGCCUGUGAACGUCACGGUGCCACGUGUGGCUUAAACUGCGCUCCUCCCACGGGGAGUCCUGGCUCUUUGAGUCUUAGCGUGAGACCAGAGGUGUUUCCCAGGUUUAUAUCUGAUUUCACCGGGAGCCGGUCUAUCUCUUUGCUCUUUAGACGGGGACUGGACAGCGAAGCUCGGGGACAGGAACAAAAAAAGCCCAGUCCCAAACCUGAGAAAGAAGCCAUGAAGCUCAGUGACAAGGACCCGGCCGCUAACAAAGAAAGCGAUUUGGAGGAAAAGAAAUCGAACUGGACCUGCUCACUCAUCGUGGCCUCUCUCAUGGGCGCCUUCGGCUCCUCCUUCCUGUACGGGUACAACCUCUCCGUGGUGAACGCCCCCACUCCGUACAUCAAGGCCUUUUACAAUGAGACGUGGGAGAGGAGGCACGGAUACCCGAUCGACCCCGACACCCUGACGCUGCUCUGGUCGGUCACCGUGUCCAUAUUCGCCAUCGGUGGACUCGCGGGGACGUUCAUGGUGAAGCCGAUGGGAAAGUUUUGUGGGAGGAAGUGCACAUUACUGGUCAACAAUAUCUUCGCGAUUACCGCCGCGCUGCUGAUGGCCUGCUCGCUCCAGGCAGGAGCCUUUGAAAUGCUCAUCGUGGGCCGCUUCGUCAUGGGCGUGGAUGGAGCGCAGUCACAGCUGAGACCACCUGCCUACGCCAGUGUCUUUGCGGGGUCACGCCACCCCCCUCCCCCCACUCCCCAGGGCACAUGGCUGGCUGACGUGGAGUUCGUGGAGUCGAAAGCUGAGAGCACCUGGCCGUACCUGUUUGGAGCCAUCGCCAUCCCCGCCUUGGUCCAGCUGGUGAGCCUGCCCUUCCUCCCGGAGAGCCCGCGCUACCUGCUGUGUGAGAAGCACGACCAGGCAGCGGCUGAGAAAGGUAGGGCUCGGCCUUUCCCACUCGGCUCCGGCGGCUACAGA
Messenger RNA from Myotis lucifugus (little brown bat), 1140 nucleotides. RefSeq names its product solute carrier family 2, facilitated glucose transporter member 9. The annotation marks the transcript as partial. The transcript has 9 exons. Gene Ontology annotation, biological process: monosaccharide transmembrane transport. Gene Ontology annotation, cellular component: membrane. Gene Ontology annotation, molecular function: hexose transmembrane transporter activity. NCBI's taxonomy places the organism in Eukaryota, Metazoa, Chordata, Mammalia, Chiroptera, Vespertilionidae. The record is from RefSeq and is a predicted model, not a curated record.